Messenger RNA from Sesamum indicum (sesame), 1958 nucleotides. RefSeq lists its product as uncharacterized. The record is from RefSeq and is a predicted model, not a curated record. NCBI's taxonomy places the organism in Eukaryota, Viridiplantae, Streptophyta, Magnoliopsida, Lamiales, Pedaliaceae.
GUUACCUCCAAAAGUUUGAAAUGCUCCCGCGUUCUCUCCUCCCGCAUUCAUUUUCUAUUCCCUCUUAUACACUAUUCAACGCCCCCUCCGGAUCCCCACCCCCGCCUUCUCUCCAUCUGAAUCUUGCAUCUCCAACAGCGGGGCAGUAGACAGAAGGAAAAGAGAAAACGGAGAGAUGGGAAAGCAAAGCAGAUCGAAGAAACCAGAAUUUGUAGGGGAAGGGAAAGUGACCCCUGUUCAGGUUGCAUUCAUCGUUGACCGAUACCUUUCUGAUAACAGUUAUACCCAUACACGCUCCACUUUCCGCUCAGAAGCAUCACAUCUCAUUUCCAAAUCUCCAGUUCAAGAAGCUCCGAAGAGCUUGUUGAGUUUGGGAGCAAUUCUGGAUGAGUACAUAACAUUAAAGGAGCAGAAAGUGUGGGUGGAUCAAGAACGGUGCCGUUUGGAGCAGGAGAAGCUGCGGGUUCAGAAUUUGCUAAGCGGCAUGCAGGAUGUGCUGAAUGCUUAUAAUGCCACCGGGAAUAAUGUCGUUACCCCUUCACCACCGCUACCUCCGCCCACUGUUGCAUCAGGGGCUAUGGUUUCUCAAGCUGAUCUUGCUGUUGUGACUCCAGCAGCCUACUACCCUAUGCACAACAGUCCAGCUAUGAUGUCUACAUCUAGGCCAUUGAAUAUUCGAAAAGAUCCGACAAAUUUCUCUACUCCAGUAACGUCUCAUGCAACAAUAAAAAGAAAAGGAUCCAAAGAUGUCUCAGAUGCCCCAGUGACUUCUAAAAGAUCUCGCAGGUGCACACAACCCAAAGAUGUUAACUCAGUUCUACAAUCAAGCAAUGCAGAAAAAAAUGAACAGAAAUCUCGUACAAAUUCUACAACUCAGUCAUCUGCUCGUGAUAAUGCUACCAAUGGAUCGCCAGUGCAAGGAUCUAAUGUUGUCAAGUGUCUAUUCAAUCAGGAACCUCCAUCUUCUCCAGCUAAUUCCUCUGUCCCUAAAACACCUCCACGAGCAUCUUCUUCUCAAACUGAAAAAUCUAGUUCUCCACUGGAAAAUUGUUCAACUGCUACUUCUAAUAAAGACAUCACUCCUCAACAAAUUUUGUCUGCCAACUGUACAAUAAUCUCUUCAGAGACAAUUCGAGUUAGCCCUAACAAGCAAAUAGCUUAUUAUUCAAUAGAGAAAAACCAUAUUUCAACUUGCUCACCACUUAAGACAAACUUGAAGAGGUCCAACACCAAGGAUCAUGUCAAAGGAAGGCUAGAUUUUGGUACUUCUGAAAUGCCUAUGAUGACAGAGAACCUAACCUCUGAUGGUAACUCCACGUCUGAAUCUGACAAAGAAGGAGAUAUUCUUGACUUGGAUUUUGCAAAUUUGGAUGCUUUGGGUUUGGACUUCAACUUCUCUGAGUUUUUAGUUGACUUUGAUAUUGAUAAUGAAGGAUUGGGUUUAUCUUCAAAACAAGUAGUAGAUUCUUCUCCAGAUUCUCAUUCAGGGUCUCUGCCUACAUCAGGAAAUGUUGAACUGGAUACGAGACAAGUUACAUCACAGUUUUCAUCGACUAUGACAGGAUUUCUAGGGGAGAAGAAUAUGAAUCUAGUGGGUACAGACUCUGUGGCAGCUAUGCGGUCUGUCACUAAAUGUAUUAGGAUUGUUAGUCCUGUCAAAAGUCAGAGAAGCAAUUUGGGUCAGGAGAAUUUGCCUGAUAGAAGCUGAUUGACUGGAUAAGAUGAUUGAGAUGACUUUUUAAGCUGACAUGCUACUAUGACAACCAACACUCUUUUACUCUUUUUUUUUCCUUCAGUUUUAGAUUUGCCAGAACUGAUUUAUUAACUACAUUAUAUUAUGUAUAUGCAUUAGAAUUAUUGAUAGAUCUCAUGUUCCCAACUCUACUGAGAUUUAACAAUGGGAUAUAGGAGAAAACAUUGUUCACACGCACUGAUGAAUGAAAUGGCUUCUUUGUAUU